AGAUCCGCACACAUUGAAUCACUGUUCCAGAUGAGCAGGCACGGCAAUAGAGCUACUGACUGAACGCGAACGGGGCGUUUCAAAGACGCAGAAACAGUGAUCAUAGAUUGUGUUGAAAUAGCUAUUGGGACUUUAUAGUUAUGAGGUGUUGGCAUCCGCUGGAUGGAUGGGUGGAAGCUACGUGGUAGUUCAUGAGUGAUCGGACCGGUGUGCUGAACGGGUUUAGUCGGAUCUAUACAGGUCUGAAAUGAGAAACAUCACGGGUCUCUUUGGGGCGACCCGACUUCAGUGGGUCUCCUGGCUGAGACUCUUACUUUUGAUGCUGUUUUGGACCUGUUUAAAAGCACAACAGUUAAAAAACACUAGAUGGCCGCUGUAUUCCGGCAAGCCGUUGCUGUUGGCCUGGAACGCCCCUACAGAAGACUGUAGACCCCGUCAUGAUGUCGCCUUCCAGUUGGAUCAAUUCCAAAUAGUGGCUUCACCGAAUGAGGGCUUCACCAAGCAAAACCUCACCAUCUUCUAUCACGACCGUUUGGGUUUGUACCCUUAUUUUGAAGCAGACGGCACUCCAGUCAACGGCGGCCUACCGCAGGCCGCCAGUCUCGGGCAACACCUAGAAAGGAUGCCGGAAGGGCUCAAGAAGUACAUCAAGGACCCGACGGUGAAAGGUCUUGCUGUGAUCGACUGGGAAGAGUGGCGGCCCCUCUGGAUACGUAACUGGGGCACUAAAGACAUUUACCGCAAUUAUUCGCGACGGUUAGUCACUGAGAAAAACCCAACUUGGCCUCAAGACCAGGUGGCCAAAGUGGCCCAGCAAGAGUUCGAGCUUUCUGCACGCAAGUUUAUGUUGGAGACGCUUCGAACGGCCAAGAGCUUACGGCCCCAACAGCUUUGGGGUUUCUACCUCUUUCCUGAUUGUUACAAUCACAAGAGCAACACGGGACACUGUCCGGACGUGGAGGUGAAAAGGAACAACGAACUGCAGUGGCUGUGGACGGAGAGUACAGCUCUGUAUCCUUCCAUAUACAUGGCUAAAGGGCUGAAGGACCAACCGGCUGGACGCCAGUUCGUACGCAACAGGGUCAAGGAGGGCAUGAGGUUGGCAUCUGUUGGGAAUGGGUCGGCCAGGCCUGUGUUUAUCUACACGCGGCCCACUUACCAAAACAAUCUUCCAGGUUCUAACGGCAACCCUUCUGAUCUCCUGCUGAUGACAGAGACGGAUCUGGUGUCGACCAUCGGCGAGAGCGUGGCUUUGGGUGUAGCGGGCGUCAUCCUCUGGGGUGACUCCAACUACGCCAGCAGUCUUGAGGCUUGUUCCAAACUUAACGAAUACCUGCGAGGGCCGUUGGGUCGCUACUUACUUAACGUGACGUCGGCCGCCGAGCAGUGCAGCAGAAACCUCUGCAGAUUUCGAGGCCGCUGCCUUCGCAAACAACCCGACACGGACACGUACCUGCAUCUAAGCCCGAACACCCACAGCAUAGAGCGACUGGGAAACACGCUGAAGGUCGCGGGCCAGAUGGGAGAAGAAGAGCUGAGCCGCGUGCGCAACGAGUUUCAGUGUCAGUGCUAUAACGGCUACCUCGGCGACGACUGCAGCCAGACGGAUGCCGGGAAUAGAGCCACGCUCGUCUUGACCACGUUUUUGCAGGUUUUGCUGUUGCCGCUGCUCUUGAUGGGGUUCCUGCACUGAGGAGUUCAGUGGUUUGAGGUCAAUAUGCCCGACUUUCUCGUUAAGAGAUGCGCAACAGCUGAAAGGCCUUUUGUUCGCUAGAAUUUGAUUAGAAAUAGAAUUUGAAUGCGCGCGCUAACUCUGUGGACUGUAUGUACAGCACAGCGGUGGCUCAGUGUGUUUUUGGGUCGAGAGCAUCGCCCCCUGUUGCAUGGGAGGAAGAACUGCACCAGGAAGGAAUUGUGAUUUUUGACUAGGUUUGUGUAUUGUGUUGUCUGUGUGCAUUUUUUAUAAAAAGUAAUUGAUGUGGUGGUUUCCGCUGUCAUUUGCGGCCUUUUUUUAUUACUUUUGCUGCCUUUUAUAUCUGCAUAAAACCAGUUGUGACCUUAUUUCUGCAGUGUGUCACAUGACCAGCUCCUUAAAGGGACACGUUUUGUUACUUGCAACGCUGCUGCCUCAUUAAAGCCUCACUUAGAUUGAAACCUGUCUUCUGUAUCACAUUUCACUCUUAAAUUAAAAGAAAGUAGAGAAAUUAUUUUACAUACAUUUUUUUGCAUCGUUUUUUACUUAUUUUCAUGACUGUUGUGCAUUUUCAUUUUUUUUUUUUAAUUCUCAUAGGUAUGUAUUUGCUUUGUUAUAGCAAAAAGAAAAUCGUAAUGAUUUGUAAAUUGUCAUUUUAUAGGCAAUGCAACAAGGAAUAAAAUGUGCAUUAUUAUAAAUUAUAAUACUAUAAAUUAUUCAUUAAUUAUUAUUAUUAAUCACAUUCAAUUAAUCAUAUUAAAAUAUGCUUGAAAUCUGUUUUCUGUGACAAUUGUUUUUGUAUUAUACUAUAAAUGUUUGUUAAAUUAAUAUUCACUUUUAGAAUUUUGAAUUUGUCUUUACAGUAAUAAGAAUAAGGAUCUAAAUGGUCCUAUAAUUAGGUUUCUUCAUGCAAAAAUAUACGUUUUAUCAUGAUUUGUUUUUAAAUUUGGGGUGAAAUAUGAUUUCAGACAUGUUCUUAGACCACUGCUGGAUAGUGAGGUAUUUUUGAAAGUCUUGUAACAACUUCUGCCAAAAACAUGAAUGUAAAUGUCACAUCAGUGAACUGCGGUUCACACAAGAAAAUAUGCCUUUUCAUUUUUCCGCCUAGGUUGCACAAAUCUGUUUUGAGUCAGGAUUUCCCCUUUAAUUGCUGAACUUCUGCUCUUUAUUUGUGUGGGAUAAACUGGAAAGGAUUUAUUUGUGUUUCCAGAAGGUGUUUUUUUUUUCUUCCUGUAGAUUUCUGUUGUUGUGGUUGUUGUUGUAAUGCCUUUUAAGGCAUAGUUCACCUAAAAAUGAAAUUCUGUCAUUUAUGAAAUUAUUUCCAAACCUGUUUGACUGCUUGCUUGUCUGGACAACAAAGCAAAUAAUGAUAAAAAUGUCAUAUUUGGGUGAACAGUCUCUUUAAUUGAUCAUGUUUUGAAGACCCUCACAAUUGCAACAUUAAACCUAAAAAGCUUAAUUUUAUUUUCAUCCAAUAGAAUUUUGAUACCAAAUUCUGCUAUAUAUAUAUUUUUCCAGAUCAUUACAUAUAAUGUGAGUUAUACAAGAUUAGUUGCUUUCCGGUUGAGUUUUAUCAGGUGUUUGGUGACUCGUUUUAUAUUUUUUUCAAUAAAUUUCAUAUUUAAAAGC
This is a messenger RNA of Carassius carassius (crucian carp), 3322 nucleotides long. RefSeq names its product hyaluronidase-2-like. The record is from RefSeq and is a predicted model, not a curated record. NCBI's taxonomy places the organism in Eukaryota, Metazoa, Chordata, Actinopteri, Cypriniformes, Cyprinidae. Gene Ontology annotation, molecular function: hyaluronoglucuronidase activity; hyalurononglucosaminidase activity. The transcript is spliced from 4 exons. Gene Ontology annotation, biological process: carbohydrate metabolic process; hyaluronan catabolic process. The coding region runs from base 248 to 1693 and encodes 481 amino acids.